This is a messenger RNA of Sesamum indicum (sesame), 2817 nucleotides long. RefSeq lists its product as uncharacterized. The record is from RefSeq and is a predicted model, not a curated record. Gene Ontology annotation, molecular function: Hsp70 protein binding; ribosome binding. NCBI's taxonomy places the organism in Eukaryota, Viridiplantae, Streptophyta, Magnoliopsida, Lamiales, Pedaliaceae. Gene Ontology annotation, biological process: 'de novo' cotranslational protein folding; regulation of translational fidelity. Gene Ontology annotation, cellular component: cytosol.
CCAGACCUCUCUCCUCUGUUUGCUCUGCCUCUCUCCAUAGCAAUAACACAAACCCUAGUCGCAGUCAUCAAAGAUCCUUCACAAACCUCGGCGGCGGAGGAGCGGCGGCCGCAGGGUGAUUGCUUCAUGCCCGACGCGUUCGUUUCAGAUUUUAGAAUACCGCAUUGAUGGCUAUGGCAUCUCAGAAAAGGGUGCUGCUAAUUACUUACUCUCAAGAAAUUGUGGAUGGUCAGCCAAUCUAUUUAUCCUCUAAUAGCCUCCCGGUCAAGGCUUCAAAAUUGGAACCUGCUGGCCAUGCAUUUCAUGCUGCUGCACUUAGGUUGAUAGGCCACUGUGUGGAAGCGGAUACAGAUGAAGACGAUGAGAAGGAAGUUUCAAAAGAAAAGGAACAUGUUUAUAUACAAUCAUCAGAUUCGUACAGCACUAAAGGGAAGAAGAAAUCUGGUAGUGAAGCAAAGCAGCAGGAUCAUUAUGCUUUAUUAGGGUUGAGCCAUUUGAGGUAUCUUGCAACUGAGGAUCAGAUAAGGAAGAGUUAUCGUGAGGCUGCUCUGAGACAUCAUCCUGACAAGCAAGCUUCUCUUUUGCUUGCUGAAGAAACCGAGGCUGCUAAGCAGGCAAAGAAGGAUGAGAUAGAGAGCCAUUUCAAAGCCAUUCAAGAAGCAUAUGAAGUGUUGAUUGACCCGGUCAGGAGAAGAAUCUAUGACUCUACAGAUGAGUUUGAUGAUGAAAUUCCUUUUGAUUGUGCACCACAGGACUUCUUCAAGGUUUUUGGACCUGCUUUCUUGAGGAAUGGACGCUGGUCUGUCACCCAGCCUGUCCCGACUUUGGGAGAUGACAAAACUCCACUAAAAGAAGUAGAUAGCUUUUACAACUUUUGGUAUAGCUUCAAGAGUUGGAGGGAAUUUCCUCAUGCUGACGAGUUUGACCUCGAGCAAGCUGAGUCCCGUGAUCACAAGAGGUGGAUGGAAAGGCAAAAUGCGAAACUGUCAGAGAAGGCAAGGAAGGAAGAAUAUGCACGAAUACGCACUCUUGUUGAUAAUGCCUAUAAACGGGACCCCAGAAUUUUGAGAAGAAAAGAGGAAGAGAAAGCUGAGAAACAGAGGAAGAAGGAGGCAAAGCUUUUGGCCAAGAAGUUGCAGGAAGAAGAAGCAGCUAAGAUUGCUGAGGAGGAAAGACAACGGAAAGAGGAGGAGGAGAAAAGGGCUGCUGAAGCUGCUUUAAAUCAGAAAAAAAUGAAGGAGAAAGAAAAAAAGCUACUACGCAGAGAACGGACUCGGCUUCGAACACUUUCAGCCCCUGUUUUGUCCGAACAUUUACUUGGUCUUACUGAUGAUGAUGUGGAGGGUCUUUGUUCCACACUUGAUAAAGAGCAGCUCAGGAGUUUGUGUGAUCAGAUGGAAGGGAAGGAAGGGCUAGAUAGAGCUAAGCUCCUCAGAGUGACACUUGAAUCUGAUCACAAACUGAAGGAUGAGAAGGAAGUUGAGGAGAAAGUAAAGCAGAAUGGUUCUGUAGCCGUCAAUGGACAGAUUCCUUAUGGCAGUAACGAGAAGAAGGAAAAACCUUGGAGUAAAGAAGAGAUUGAGCUUUUGAGAAAAGGAAUGCAGAAAUAUCCUAAAGGAACUUCCAGGAGGUGGGAAGUGAUUUCUGAAUAUAUUGGCACUGGGAGGUCAGUUGAACAGAUUCUCAAGGCUACAAAAACGGUUCUUCUGCAGAAGCCUGACUCUGCUAAAGCUUUUGACUCCUUCCUUGAGAAAAGGAAGCCAGCACAAGCAAUUGCAUCUCCUCUUACAACAAGAGAGGUUAUGCAGGGCUUAUCAAAUAGCAAUGUGGCGGAGAGGCAAUCUUCUGGUCCAGACAAUUUGCCGGAGUCAUCCAAUCCAAGUGGAAACAGCCUGAACUCAGAUGAUAGUACGGCUGGUAAUGGGAUUGCUUCAAGUUCAGACCAAGAUUCCUGGUCUGCUGCUCAGGAAAGAGCUUUAGUCCAAGCUCUGAAAACCUUCCCAAAGGAGACUCCCCAGCGCUGGGAACGAGUUGCAGCUGCAGUUCCAGGAAAAACUGUGGCCCAGUGUAAGAAGAAAUUUGCACUGAUGAAGGAGAGCUUCAGGAACAGCACUGUGGCAGAGAAAAACAUCACUAACCUUAACGGUUCGCAGGACUCGUCUAGUCACAAUGAAAAAUGCAAAAGUUCAGCUGAUGGUGAGGCUGAAAGCGGGAUUUCAUCUAGUUCUGACGAAGAUAAAUGGUCUGAGGUUCAGGAGAAAGCAUUGAUCCAAGCUCUUAAAACCUUCCCAAAAGACACCAACCAGCGAUGGGAUCGUGUUGCUGCAGCAGUUCCUGGCAAAACUGUUAAUCAGUGUAAGAAGAAGUUUACUUCACUGAAGGAGAACUUCAGGAACAAGAAAAAUGCAGUUUAGCCCAUAUAGAUCACAUUCAAGCUGGUUUUGACAAUGCUAAACAUGAGUGAGCCCGUCGUGGUAGUAUUCGUCAAUGUUUUCUGUGCUGCAGAUGGGCAUAUAUGGUAACAUCGUACCUCGACCGACACACCAAAUAUAUGACUCAUUGUUAUGGUCAUGCCAUACACUGUCAUUGUUAUGGUCAUGCCCUAGGCGAUAUAUUGAAUUCUUGAUUUUGAAAUGAACCCUUUUCUAUUCAAGGCCAGAGAGUUCAUUAUAUGUGUUUUUGGUAUUUUUAUUUUCUUUAAUUUCUUUAAUCUUCAGAUGGCCAAGCCAUGCACUUGAUGAUGCUGGAGAACUCUUAGAUUUGCUGUAAUUCUUUACACUUUUUGGAUGGCGAUAAUUGUGGCGCCUGUUGCUCAAA